UGCUGUACGGAAAGAGAUAUGUCAGUGGGUGGCGCUGUGACGGAGAAUGCAGAGCGCAUUCCUCCCCCCCAUGAAAGGAAGAGAUUUUACAGCAAAACGAGGGUGUGGACCUCGGGGGACGUAGUUGGGUUGAGUGUAAUCGUCCACAUAAUCUGAGCGAAAAACCCCUUUAUUCAAACGUGCAGGUGGGCAGGUGGGAAAGCCCAUUUACUGUCUUGGAUCAUCUUUGCGGGAUACACUCCCCCCACUUUUGGAUGAAUGGUAUCCAGCCCUCAUUUGGACUGACGUUGCAGAUCUGUUUUUCCCUUGAGCACCAAGUAUAACCUCAGACUCCAGGUAUUGUGGGUAGAGAGCAGAAGCCAGUCAUGGAUGACAUCUUCACCCAGUGUCGAGAGGGCAAUGCUGUAGCAGUACGCCUGUGGCUUGACAAUACCGAGAACGACCUGAACCAAGGAGAUGACCAUGGUUUCAGUCCUCUGCACUGGGCCUGCCGGGAGGGCCGUUCCAAUGUGGUGGACAUGCUGAUCAUGCGAGGGGCGCGGAUCAACGUCAUGAACCGAGGCGAUGACACACCUCUACACCUGGCAGCUAGCCAUGGUCAUCGUGACAUUGUUGGCAAGCUAAUCCAAUGCAAGGCUGACACCAAUGCUGCCAAUGAGCAUGGCAACACUCCUCUGCAUUACGCCUGCUUCUGGGGUCAGGACCUUGUUGCUGAGGACUUAGUAAAUAGUGGUGCUCAGGUAAGCAUCUGUAACAAGUAUGGGGAGAUGCCCAUGGACAAGGCCAAGCCACACCUCCGGGAAAUCCUCAGAGGUAGGACAGCCCUUCGUAAUGGCACCCUGAACAAACAUGCUGGUAUUGACUAUAAGCAGCUGACCCUGACAGCCAAGCUCAAUGAGAACCACUCUGGGGAGCUGUGGCAGGGCCGUUGGCAGGGCAAUGAGAUUGUCGUGAAGGUGCUCAAAGUCCGUGACUGGACCACACGCAAAAGUCGGGACUUCAACGAAGAGUAUCCCAAGCUCAGGAUAUUUUCCCACCCAAAUGUCCUGCCCAUGCUGGGAGCCUGCCAGUCCCCACCUGCCCCCCACCCUAUCAUAAUCACGCACUGGAUGCCAUAUGGCUCUCUGUACAACGUGCUGCAUGAAGGGACAACCUUUGUGGUUGACCAAACCCAGGCAGUGAAGUUUGCGCUUGAUAUUGCCUGUGGGAUGGCCUUCCUGCACACAUUGGAGCCCAUGAUCCCCCGGCAUUAUCUUAACAGCAAGAGCAUAAUGAUUGACGAGGACAUGACAGCGCGGAUCAGUAUGGCAGAUGUCAAGUUUUCAUUCCAGUGCCCUGGGAGGAUGUACUCUCCAGCCUGGGUUGCGCCAGAGGCCUUGCAGAAAAAGCCAGAGGAGAUAAACCGCCGGUCAGCUGACAUGUGGAGCUUUGCAGUGCUGCUGUGGGAGCUAGUCACUCGAGAAGUGCCCUUUGCUGACCUCUCCAACAUGGAGAUUGGCAUGAAAGUGGCCCUGGAAGGCUUGAGGCCCACGAUCCCCCCAGGCAUCUCGCCUCACAUCUGCAAGCUGAUGAAGAUUUGCAUGAAUGAGGACCCUGCCAAGAGGCCCAAAUUUGACAUGAUUGUCCCCAUCCUGGAGAAGAUGCAGGAGAAGUGACCUACCCCAUCCUAGUAGUGCAAACCUGUAUUGCCUUAACUCUCACUACUGCUGUUCUCAAUGUCACCAUAACCUAGCUUGAGCCAGCAGCACCCCUAUACCUCUACUGUUCUUGAGGAAAGGAUUAUUUUAUUUACCCCCUGUGCUCUGCGAACCCACUUAAGAAACAGAAUGUAAAGCUUUAGUUCCUCCCCUCUAAUAUCUCCUGUUUGAUUGGAGGAGCCAUGGGCCCAUGUGUCACAGGUAUGUCCAGCACAUAGUGCCAGUUGGAUGGUUUCCUCUGCAGAAAAUGAAGACUGAAAUUUAAGCACAGUGUACAGCUCAUCAAUACUGUCUGAAGCCCAGUUUGAGGAAAGGGAUAGAGAGGCCAAGCUGAGCUGAGUUCAUCAAUGCUCCCACCAUAGUAGCCUGUUCGCUUCAUAUUUCAAUGUGGACUUCAGACUUCAUUUAAUUUCCAAUUUUAAGAUUUCUUUUUAAUAAAUUCCACUGAUCAUAAUAGCAUGCAGCCCUUUUUUUGUAAUAGCCACAAUAACACUGUCUACAGAAGUUUGGAGUUUUUCCUGGGCAUUCUAAAUGGCUUCUUUUAAUUCCACAUCUCCUUAGGGAAUAGCACUGAAUCUUUACCUUGCUUAUUUAUAAAGGGUGCAGAUGGUGAGCACAGAAACCGAGUGGCAGAAACAUCUAUGAUGUCCACUAAUUUUCCAGUCACAGGAAACCUAGAGCACCGUCAAACAGAAGUUUUCAGAUGUACUUCCUUUUUCAUUUUAGUCACUGUGGCUAUUUCCUCCUUUGGACAAUACUAUUUUCUAACCAGGAUUGUUUAAAGCAUGGACAGUCUACAAAGGCUGUUCUACCCAGAAUUAUAUCAUCUUAGUUACUGAGUUUGGUAGGGAGUUUCCUUGGAAACAGGGUUUUCCUUGUCUUUUUUUGCUUUUAUUUACAGGAAUAAAGAUUAACAGGAACAAAAACGAGUGGGGGGUGGGUUGUUGACGAGUUGUCUACCAUCCAGCCGACCUGAUGCCAGCUCCGUGCAUUUCUGCUGUGGUGCUCAGUUUUGGUUCUGUCGAAGCAGAUCUUCUCUCUCUAGCAUAUUUUCACAUCACCAGCUAUCCUCCCCUCCCCCCCAGCUUGCUUGUCUGUGUUUACACACGGGGGAAAAAGUAAACAAAGCAUGUCUUAUACAAAUGUAUGUAAUUUAUAUAUAUAUAUUAAAAACUUUGUGAUUUCCAUUGUAAACUGGAGGCCAUGUUUUUUAUGAGACUCUGCUGUAUCUAUUUAAUUAUACUCUGCAGUAUCUAAUUAUAUGAGCACACAACGUUUUCUUGUAGUGUUCUUUCACACUGCCACUUGAUUCCCUCUUAUUCUUUUGUUUGUUUUAUUAAAAUAUGAUUUCACGGUU
Molecule: messenger RNA, 3054 nt
Organism: Lepisosteus oculatus (spotted gar)
Lineage: Eukaryota; Metazoa; Chordata; Actinopteri; Semionotiformes; Lepisosteidae
Source: RefSeq, a predicted model, not a curated record